UAAGCCACCAAACUAGGCAUUUCUGAAUACCAAUAUAGUAUAAGCUUUGUUAAAGAGUUCAAUUAAGUUUCUUCUUUGCCCUUUCUAAAGCUAGCUAGACAUUAUUCCAUCUCUCUUAGCAACUCGUCAAUUAAACUCAAUGGAAGCAACGAAAGGAUUUGUAUCUCCAACUUCAUGCAAAUGUGAUGAUGGACACCUAGUUACCGUGCUUAGUAUUGAUGGUGGCGGCAUUCGGGGAAUCAUUCCAGGAAUUAUACUUGGUUUCCUCGAAUCAGAACUUCAGAAGCUUGAUGGUGAUCAUGUAAGAUUGGCAGAUUACUUUGAUGUGAUUGCGGGAACAAGUACUGGAGGAUUAGUGACUGCAAUGCUCACUGCUCCAGAUGAAAAUAACCGACCCUUGUAUGCAGCCAAGGAUAUUAAGGAUUUCUACCUUGAUCAUACCCCUAAAAUCUUCCCACAAAAUAACAAUUUAUUCUCACCUAUCCUGAAGUUGGGCAGAACCCUGUUUGGACCACAGUACAACGGCAAGUACUUACACAAGCUUAUCAGGGAGAAACUGGGAGACACAAAAUUGCACCAAACAUUGACCAAUGUCGUCAUCCCAGCAUUUGACAUCAAGCACCUUCAACCCGCCAUCUUUUCCAGCUUCCAGCUGAAAAAGAGACCCGAUUUGAAUGCAUCUUUGUCGGAUAUAUGCAUUUCAACUUCAGCUGCUCCAACAUAUCUUCCAGCUCAUUCCUUUGAAACCAAGACUCACCACGGUGUCAGCAAAUUCGACCUUAUAGACGGUGGCGUCGCUGCAAAUAAUCCGGCUUUGGUAGCCAUGGCGGAAGUGACGAAUCGAAUUAGCCAUGAAGGGCAAUGUAAUAGCUUAAAUGUGAAACCAAUGCAAUACGAUCGAUUUUUGGUGAUAUCGUUGGGAACAGGUUCUCAGCAAAAGGAAAUGAAAUACAGUGCAGAUGAGGCAGCUCAAUGGGGCAUCUUUAGUUGGGUAACUACAACCAAUGGUGGCACCCCUUUAAUUGAUGCCUUUAGCCAUGCAAGUUCAGACAUGGUUGACUUUCACAUCACCUCCCUUUUCCAAGCACUCAAUUCUGAACAUAACUAUCUCCGUAUCCAGGACGAUUCAUUAAAUGGGGACAUGUCUUCGGUAGACUUGGCCACGGAGAAGAAUUUGAAUGAUCUCGUGAAAGUUGGGGAGUCAUUGUUAAAGAAACCAGUUUCAAAGAUUAACUUGCAGACUGGCGUUCACGAACCUGUUAACUCUCAUGAAACAAAUGGAGAAGCCUUGAAGAGGUUUGCGGAACGACUAUCCAAACAGAGGAGAUUUCGUAAAUCUCAAAUGUCUGCCAAUGGGAAUCUUUAGAAGUCGAAAGGAUAAGAAUCGUGUGAUAAAUAUGAUUGGUGUUGUGAUAAAUAUGUAAUUUAAAGCCUAAUUAUGGUGCAUGUGCUGCUGGGUCAAAAUUUCCAUUGUAGUCAUCCUUAUGUCUUUGUACUGAUCAUAAUAAAUUGAGUGUCCCUACAAACUUACAUCAUGUGAUGUAAACGCUGUGUGUUUGUUUUUAUGUUACAAAAUGCUUUGUAAUUUAAUCUUUUUGGUUUGUAUCACUGAAAGUGUAUUUCAUUUGGGUUACACUAUAUACUUUUUAAUUAAGGUCACUUCUAAGUA
This is a messenger RNA of Glycine soja, 1669 nucleotides long. Its product is annotated as patatin-like protein 2. The coding region runs from base 140 to 1366 and encodes 408 amino acids. The record is from RefSeq and is a predicted model, not a curated record. The transcript has 7 exons. Lineage: Eukaryota; Viridiplantae; Streptophyta; Magnoliopsida; Fabales; Fabaceae. Gene Ontology annotation, molecular function: glycerophospholipase activity; monoacylglycerol lipase activity. Gene Ontology annotation, biological process: lipid metabolic process.